Messenger RNA from Zychaea mexicana, 1650 nucleotides. Its product is annotated as Neutral/alkaline nonlysosomal ceramidase. The transcript has 9 exons. Gene Ontology annotation, biological process: sphingosine biosynthetic process; ceramide catabolic process; long-chain fatty acid biosynthetic process. Gene Ontology annotation, cellular component: extracellular region. Bases 1 to 1650 code for a protein of 549 amino acids. The record is from RefSeq and is a predicted model, not a curated record. NCBI's taxonomy places the organism in Eukaryota, Fungi, Mucoromycota, Mucoromycetes, Mucorales, Lichtheimiaceae. Gene Ontology annotation, molecular function: N-acylsphingosine amidohydrolase activity.
AUGGGAGGAUAUUUGGAGCAUGUGCUAUACGAAACUUCUGUUUAUGGCUGGAUCGAGGAAACCAACAAACCUAUGGUCGAGGGUAUUGUACGAGCCAUUGUUCGAGCGCACGACAAGUUGCAAAAAGGCACUGUGGUCGUUAGUCGUAGCGAGUUGUUGGAUACCAACAUUAGCCGAUCAGCAGCUGCUUAUCUAUUGAAUCCUAAAGAGGAACGAGCGCAGUACAAGUAUGACGUUGAUAAGGAUAUGACCAUGUUGAGCUUUUUCGAUACCAGCGGUGACGGUCUUGGACUGUUUAGCUGGUUUGCUGUUCAUGGCGUGUCAGUCAAUAAUACUAACCGCCUUAUCAAUGGUGACAACAAGGGCUAUGCUGCUUAUGCGACUGAGAAACACUUUAAUCCUGACAGCCUGCCUGGAAAAGGUCCAUUUGUUGCUGCCUUUGCACAAGCGAACGUAGGCGACUCAAGCCCUAACACCCUUGGAGCAUAUUGUACUGGAACUGAUACUCCUUGUGACGGGACAAAAGAAACACAGUGCCCUGGAAAAUCCACCUGUAAUGGAAGAGGACCCGGCUGGAAAGUCAGUGAUCUUGAAUCUAAUCGUAUAAUCGGACAAAAGCAAGCGGAUAAGGCGAUCGAAAUGUUUAGCGAUGAAUCCUUAAGGAUCAUGGCUUUGAGUGGCCCUAUUGACUAUCGUCAGAAGUAUUGGAAUAUUAGCUCAGUCGUUGUGCGCCCUGCUGGUACAACCGACGGUCCUGCAUUGAAUGGGUUUUACCAGAAUACGACGCAUGAAAAUCCGUUUAGGGAAAUAAUAUCAUCGAUACUUCAUCCUGCGAGCAGAGAACAGAAAGAGUGUCAGGCACCAAAACCUAUCCUAAUAGACACCGGGGAGAUGCAUGCCCCGGACGAAUGGCAGCCAAGAAUCAUUGACGUGCAACUAUUUCGUAUUGGUAACUUGUACAUUGCUGCUGUUCCUUCCGAAAUGACAACAAUGUCAGGUCGCCGUCUCAGAAAUACAAUUAAGCAAGCAUUGAUCAAGAACGGUCUCGGUGACGACGAUACUAUCGUGAUUCAAUCAGGUCCUGCGAACGGAUAUGCGUCGUAUUGUGCCACAUACGAGGAAUACCAAAUGCAGCGCUAUGAAGGAGCUUCAACACCGUAUGGUCCUCAUACAUUGGAAGCCUACCAGCAAGUCUUUGAAGAGCUUGUGGUAUCCAUGGCUGAGGGUGGAUCCGUUGCUUCUGAGAAACUACCCGAUAGCACCAGUAAAACGUACAACUUGACGCCUGGGUAUGGUGCUGAUACAGCACCUUUGGGUCGACAUUUUGGCGAUGUACUUCGUGAUGUGGGCGCAGAGUCGUUUAAUCGAGCACAAAAACCUACGGUGUCAGUGCGGUUUGUUUCUGGCAAUCCACGCAACAAUGUCAUGUUAGAUGGCACAUUCUUGACGGUUGAAAAAAAGCAGGAGGAUGGGUCGUGGAAAGUGGUCCGAACGGACGAUGACUAUGAUACUCGAUUCCAUUGGGAAUACAAAGCCAAAAUUCUCGGUUUGUCACAAGCAACCAUUGAAUGGAUCUUGAGUGAGAUUGUGGAGGCUGGAAUCUAUCGGAUUGGUUACUUUGGUCACCACAAAAUCAUUCUAAGCGGGUAA